Molecule: messenger RNA, 3226 nt
Organism: Branchiostoma belcheri (Belcher's lancelet)
Lineage: Eukaryota; Metazoa; Chordata; Leptocardii; Amphioxiformes; Branchiostomatidae
Product: dymeclin-like
Exons: 16
Coding region: 100-2091 (663 amino acids)
Biological process (GO): Golgi organization
Cellular component (GO): Golgi apparatus
Source: RefSeq, a predicted model, not a curated record
GUGUCAAAUCGAACAUGUCCGUCUAGAAACCAGAGAAAUCAUCUUUAGUCGUUUUUGUGACCGAUUUUUGCGAAAACAAGCGCAUAUUUCAGAGUCACCAUGGGUGUCGGCAGCAGUAGUAUGACAGAGCUGGCCAACAACGACUACCUACUGAGGCUGGCGGGGAAGGAGCCAAUCUCUGACAACGACCCCUUCUGGAACAUGUUGCUGUCCUUCUCGCUGCCCACACCCCUCAGUACAGCAGAGGCCAGGCAGCUGGAGGACAGCACCAAGCCUAUAUGUAAAUCACUAGUUGAGAACAACCCGCAGACCGGGAACUUCUGUGCCCUGAUCCGAGUGUUCCUCAGAAGAGCCGGAGAACUUAAGACAUCUACACAGUGUGAGAAUAACGUGUUUGUGUGGCAGUCGUACAACGCCUUGUUUAUCAUCCGCUGUUUGUGUAAACAUUUCAUCGAGAUCAUGUCCGAGGAGAAGGUCCUGAAACACUUCACUGUGACGGCAGCUCAGAAAAAAGCUCCUGGCAACUCGAGUGAAAGCAGUGCUCCCCUGGCCGAGACUCUCAUCGUUUCCAUCAUCCAGCUGUUGUUACAGAUCCCAGUCCUGAAUUUCACCUACCUCCUACAUCUAGAGGCGAUCAACACAUUGCUAGUCCUACUGUCAGUUCAGAUGUUCGUAGCUCGUGCAGCGUACAAGAGUGUGCUUCAUGAUUAUCUCGCAGAAGGAAAAUGUGCCAAGGCAGCUCCACUUUUAGUUCGGCAGCUUCUGUAUAACUUCACCACACAAGAGAUGUGUCCAGCCAGCUUCGACCGAGCAGGGGGAGGGAGCCUGCUGUACGGAAUAGCCUCAGGAGUAGCUUCUGGAAUUUGGACGAUUCUGACGUUAGGUAUAGGAGGGGGAGGGCAUCCGGAGGAUGGAAUAGCCAACACCCCAGCAUUAGCCAAUCAGAGCUUGUUGCUGCUGCUAGUUUUAGCCAAUCACUGUGGGAAUGACAAAGACACCAGAAACCCGUACAGAGAAGCCCUAAUUUCGUUUGUAAAUAUUCCAGAGACGAGUACAGAAGCCCAGAUCGAUGCUUCCUUCAACAUCAAGUUCGCGAGCCUGUAUAACGCCAUCUGUGGUCAACUGAACAACGACUCUACUAUCCUCCUGUUGUACAUACUGCUCCAUAGGAACCAACACUUCAAAACCUUCGUCUUGUCAAGAUUAAAUAUAGAAGCAUUGGUGUUGCCCAUCCUACAGACCCUGUACCAUGUAGCAGACAGAAGUUCUCACCACAUCUACAUGGCUCUUAUCAUCAUCCUUAUCCUCAGUGAAGAUGACGCUUUCAGCAAGUCUGUACAUGAAAUAAUCCUGAAGUCAGUUCCCUGGUACACAGAGAGAACGUUACACAAAGUCAGCCUGGGGGGUCUACUCAUCCUGGUGGUCAUCAGGACUAUACAGUUCAACAUUACACGGAUGAGGGAUAAGUACCUGCACACCAACUGUCUGGCAGCCCUGGCCAACAUGUCUGCACACUUCCACUCACUACAUCAGUAUGUGGCACAGAGAAUUAUCAGCUUGUUUGAGCUCCUGUGUAAGAAACACAGUAAAUUCCUAGAGCUGGUGACCUCGCCUGACCCCACAGUCAAACAUCUACAGGACUAUACCCAGGACCUGGCCAUCCUUGAGGAGGUAAUCAGGAUGGUGCUGGAGAUCAUCAACUCGUGUCUGACCAGCUCCCUGCAGCACAACCCUCACCUUGUGUACGCACUCCUGCACAAGAGACAUCUGUUCGAACAGUUUCGCACUCACCACACCUUCCAAGACAUCAUACAGAACAUUGAUACGGUGAUCACGUACUUCAACUCUAAGAUGGAGCAGUGUCCCACACGACCUUCAGAACCACACGAGGUGUUAGAGGUCAUUGAACUGGGCGCCAGGCAGUGGCCUAGAGACAGACUCAAGAAAUUCCCGGAGCUGAGGUUCAAGUACGUUGAGGAGGAGCAGCCGGAGGAGUUCUUCAUCCCGUACGUCUGGUCACUCGUGUUCCAGAAAUCCCGCCUGCUCUGGGACCCCAACUCUGUACAGCUGUUUGUACCCGACACACAGUGACAAGGGCAAAGGGUAAAGGUCAAGGGCAUGUCAAAGUUCAGACACAAGGCCAACAGGUCUAAGAAAAGUUGAAUUAUGUUGUUGAACUAUCACAAAAAAGGAUUACAAUGGAAAUAGAUGAAAAGACAAAGGUCACAGGAAGGUCACUUUUCGGACCUAACACACAUGCAGUGACAAGGGCAAAGGUCAAGGCAUGUCAAAGUUCACACACAAAAAAGGUGACAGGUCAACAGGUCUAAAAAGUUGCAUUACGUCAUUGAACCAUCACAAAAAGUGGAUUACAACAGAUAAAGGUGAAAGGACAAAGGUCAUAAGUCAAAGUUUAGAUUCAAAAGGUCACAAGGUGCAGCUGUGUUAAAUAUGUCAAAGGUCAAGUUCAGUAUUGGUUGGAAUAUACAAGAGUAGAUUACAACAAGAUUCAACAAUAUAAGUCAAUGUUUAAGUAAAAAAAUACAAAAAAGGAUAUCUAUGCUUGACUAUACAGGUAUCACAUUAAAAUAGGAUUAUAAUGUUAUAAAUGAACAAAACAUGGGUUUAUUAUCACCUGUUAACUUCAUGUCGUCAAAAAGAUGUUAGCUACAUAAAAUAUGUAACAGUAAGCAAACCUGUUGUCAAGAUGUGCUUUUUACUGUUGAGGAAUUGACAUGUUUUACCGGUUGUUUGUGUCAUUUUUCACUUCUAACUUAUUAUUCUGUAAGUUGUGAAAUACGAAAAUAUGAAGUUAAAACUUCUUUGUCAAGUUGAGAUAGAGUUAGAGGGGUUUCAUGAUUUUUACGUUUUUUUCAGUCAGAGAAUCAAUGAAACAUGUAACUUGAGUUUUGUGUCUAGGAAAUAGUGCCACAGAAGUAGAAUUUGUAGAAUUUUGAUUUGUCUUUUUUUUCUAGAAUCUGUCUUAAAUUUGACUCUUAGUUUUGUACUGUAUCUUGUACUAUGUCUUGACUCUAUUUAGAAACAUGUUAGAAAAGAGCAGCUAAUUUCUGAUGAAAGUCAGACAUUUUUCUGUUACAUUUAGCAAGUCUUUCGUAGUUUAUAAGUUUAUGUUGCUUUGACAUAUUGAGAAACAUAGUUACAUACUUGCAUAUGCCUAUAUUCUGAAAAUUGAGAUAUUUAAUAUUAUUUCAGCUUGUGGUAUUGU